AAGAUGUGGCGGCCAGACACACUCACAGUGUGAGCCACUUUUGGAGGCAUUUAUCCCAUUUUCGGCGUUAUUUUGAGGCAGCCAUGGCGUGUGCAGGGCAAGGCUGUGACCCCUUGCAGAUUUAGCGCUUACCAUGAAUGCAAUAAAAAUGCAACACAAGGACCCCAGUGGAAUAAGUUGCUUUUACUUUUUUAGGUUAUCUUAGAACAUGGUUUCAUGAGUGCCGAAGAGAUGGAUGAGCAGCGGCAGAAAAAUAUUUCAUACCAGUACCUGUGUCAUCUCGAGGAAGCAAAGAAAUGGAUGGAAGCUUGCAUAAAUGAAGAGUUGCCAGAAGCUGGGGACUUGGAGGAACAAUUGCGCCAUGGUGUCUAUCUAGCCAAGAUUGCCCAUUUUUUUGCUCCAGAAACUGUGCCACUCCGCCGAAUAUAUGAUGCAGAUCUGACAAAAUAUCGGGCAGUUGGGCUAACAUUCAGGCACACAGACAAUAUUAGCCAUUUUCGCAAGGCUUUGGAAAAAAUUAAGUUGCCUAGUAUCUUCUAUCCUGAGACAACAGAUGUGUAUGAUCGCAAGAACAUGCCUCGAGUUGUAUUUUGCCUUCAUGCUCUCAGUCUCUAUCUUUUUCGUCUUGGGAUUGCUCCACAGAUACAAAACCUGUAUGGCAAAGUUGUAUUCUCAGAUGAGGUAAUGCAAGCUAUGAUGAAGGAACUCAGCAAAUAUGACUGUCAGUUGCCCCAAUUUGGCAAGAUCGGCGGCAUCCUUGCAAAUGAGCUACCGGUAGACGAGGCAACUCUGCAUGCUGCCAUAAUUGCUGUUAAUGAGGCAAUAGAAAAGGGUGAUCACUCUGAAUUGCUGGAAACGCUUAUCAAUCCUUCAUGUCAUCUGCAGAAUAUUCUGGAAGAAAACAUAGAUAGUUAUCUUCAGUGUCUCUCUGAUGCCAAGAUGCACAAGAAAGAAAUGGCUGUAAACAAGAGCCGUGAUCAUGACUACAUUCCGGAUGCAUACGAUGAGCUGCUUACCCAGGCGGAGAUCCAAGGACACAUCACUUACGUGAAUGCUUUUUGUGCUACUGAGAGAGUGGAAGAUGCAGUUCGAGAUGAGAAUGUUGAGGCCUUGAUCCAAGCACUUUGCUCACCAAUCCUCUGUCUCAAGUGCAUAAAGCAUGAACUUGGAGAAGAAUACCUCAAGGCCUUGGCUAGUGAACUAGCUAACUCACAAGACCAAGGCCAUAACCUAAGCCUCAACUACAGCCUUGAUACAUCUCUCCUGCCAACCACUCUAAGCAAAACUGUGAUACAGUCAGUCAUCUUGUCUGUUAAUAAAGAUGCUGAAUAUCAACAAAAAUUGACAAAUGGAGUUGCAGCUGUAAAUCAAGGUUUGGCUCGUGGGUCUCCAGGAGACACACUUAGGGCAUUGCGAUCAUUAGGUUCAGAUCUUCCCACAUUACUAGACUUCGCUGCACCACUCUACCAUGAAGAGAUGGCUGCAAUUCGUUUGGAUGCCCAGACUGACCUAAGCCUGGAGGAAAUACAAGGUGGUGUAAGGUUGCUGUCGGCUGUAGCUCGAGUUAAUGCUGCCCUUGAUACAAAUAAUCCUGUAGAAGUGUGGCAUUAUCUCUCAGAUUCUCAAACACAUUUACAGAGCCUAGAAGAGGGUCAUUUUCGAGAGUACUGUUCUGCAAUGGAUAACGCACGGCUAUUGAAGAUAGCAUCUGGGGAUAAUUACCCUUUUCUUACAUACAUUGAUCUCCAACAAAUUGUAGAUGAAGUUAACUUGAAGCACUCUGAAGAUAACAGUAAGAUAGGAGCAUUAACUGCAGUAAAUGCUUCUGUCAUCAAGGGUAAUGUAGCUGAGACAAUGUCAGCACUUGGACACCCAGCUCUUCAAUUGUCCUCUCUUCAUGCUAAGGAUUCUCUACAUUACUACCAACUUCUAAAGUUGCUUAGAAAUGCUAAAUGUGAAAUGCUGGGAGAUAGUGCAGCAGAACUGUGGCUCGAGGACAUUGAGGAAGUUGUUGAUGCAGUAAGAAGACAUGCAGAAGAAUCGGCCAAAAUUGCAGCUACACUGACCAAGGUUAACAAAGCUCUGGAAAGUGGAGAUAAUUCUGCUCUUGCUGAUGUCCUUGGGUCUCCCAUUUUAUCAAAUCUACAUAUUAAAAAAAAUUAUAUGUUGGGUGUUCUUACACUUUUGAGGAAAGCAUAUAGAGAAAAGGAUGUCCUCUCUCCCAAAUGUCCAUGGAUUCCGUACACCUUGAGUGAUGGCUCUGAGGUAUUCUUAAACUUAGAAUCUAGUGAAUAUCAGUGGGAGAAACCAGAGAUGAUGAUUAGGAGCCACAAGAGCCAAUACAUUACACAGGUGGACCUUGAGGAAGCUGUAUCAUGUGUCAUCCAACAAGAGGCUCGCAAUAGGGAGGUGGAUUGCAUGAUGAUAAAAUUCCAGGCCAGGGCUCGAGGUUGGCUGAUAAGGCAGCGCAUACAGAGGCAGAAAUGUGCUGCAGUUAUUAUACAGGCCUGGUGGCGUAUGGUACGAGCUCGUCGCACAUAUGACAUGUAUUGCCGUGCAUUGAAGAUGUGGGAACCGUACAUUAUUAUACUUCAGAGAGCAGUGAGAGCAUGGCUGCUCCGUAGAAGGCUAAUGAAAUUGUCCUUGCAUUUCACUAAAAAUGAGAAUCAAGUAAUUAAGAUUCAGAGGGCAUGGCGUGCUUAUAAGGCUCGCCUGGAUCUACAUUCACUGACACACCAAGACAAUCCACCCUUGUCUGUCAUCCGCAAGUUCAUUAAUUUAUUAGAUGUUUCUCCAAGUGAUUUAGACGAAGAGUUCCGACUGCAGCGAGUUAAAAGUGAUAUGGUGAAGACAAUUCGACACACUCAACACUUGGAAACAGAGGUGGAUGAGCUGGAUGUCAAGAUUGGAUUGUUGGUCCACAAUCGCAUCACCUUACAGGAUGUCCUUCCAGCAGAUAAGGAAAAUAUGAACCCCAAUGUUCCAGAAUCCAAACCAAGAAAAGGCAGAAGAAACUCGAAAGACACAUUGAAGUGUGGCACACUGCGAACUCAAAGAGGACUCAAGGCACUGAAGAAGGAAUCAAGGGAGAAGCUCCUGUGUUACCAGCAUCUGUUUUACCUCCUGCAAACUGAGCCCCAUUAUCUUGCUACUCUCAUAUUUGCCCUUCCUCCAGGCAAAACUACAAAGUUUAUAGAGAAUGUCAUCUUUACACUCUACAAUUAUGGUGCUAAUGAUCGUGAUAAUUAUUUACUUUUGAAAUUAUUCAAAACUGCCCUGGAAGAAGAGAUAAGAAGCAGGAAUGGUUCUGUGCACUCAGUCAUAACCCUCUUGAGUGGCCUGUACACGUUAAACUACUUUGUGAUGCCAGGAUCCCUCACCGUAGCAUUUGCAAGCCUGGCCCAUGGAUGCGGCUUCUGGGUAGUACGGACUAAACUCAUCAAGGUUAUAUAUGAGCUCGGCUCCCCCACAUCAACUGCAAGCGCGUUAAAACCCCACGGUUACGAUAUUCUUGUUCAUCCAGAAGUCUUGGGUGAUAGCAACAUACAGAUCAAUACCAAUCCAGUAGAGAUUUACAAGACUUGGAUCAACCAGCUAGAGAUGAAUUCAGGUCAAACCAGUGGUCUACCGUAUACAGUAAACCAGGAUGAGGCACUGCAGUACCCAGAAGUUCAGAAGAGGCUGGCUCAAGCCAUCACUACACUGAAGGAACUCACAUUGGCCUUUUGUCAGCAAAUUACUACAAAUAGGGACCUCGUACCAUAUGCCAUGCUCUUCAUGGCACGUGUUAUGAGGUGUGCACUGCAGCGUCGCUUUCCUCAUGUUCCUGAAAAAGAAAUAUUGAAGUUGCACUUAAUAAAUAACCACCAAAAACAAUUGAUUAUAGUAAAAUGUUUGGAUGAAAGAGCAGAAACUUCCUCACUUGCCCAGAGACAUGGCCAGACUGACGCGAGCGGCUGCCGGCGGGCGGUGUGUGCAUCCCAUACGGCCGAUAAACGAAAUAAUGGCUGA
Cherax quadricarinatus is the source of this 4011-nucleotide messenger RNA. The record is from RefSeq and is a predicted model, not a curated record. NCBI's taxonomy places the organism in Eukaryota, Metazoa, Arthropoda, Malacostraca, Decapoda, Parastacidae.